AUGCCUUCGUUACCACCAAAAGACAUCAACGUUAAUAAAACUUUCUCCAAAGCCGUCGGUGAUAUGAGAGGCUUGUCGAUCAACAAAACCUCUUCAAGAUUCAAAUCUUCUUGUAUUUCAUUAUUUUCUCAAUUGUACUCUCCCCCUACUAAACUUGUCUCUGAUGAUGAUGUUAUCAUCGAAUCGUCCAAAAUUCGUACCAACACCACCGCUACCAAUGUUUAUGAAGCUCCUACUUCUAAUAACCUCAUCAAUGACUAUCACCUCAAUCAUCCAAAAACCAUGAUCUUUGAAAAGCCUGUCGCUAUUACUGCCAGCAACUACAUCAAUAACAAAAACAAUAUCAUUUCCACCGCUACUGGAGUCAACGUUGAUAUAAACGAUUGUAUCAAACAACAACCUUCUAUCUCUACCACCGUUACUUGUGCAAAAAUUCCUCAAAUCAAAAAUGCUGAAUUGGCUAAAUCUUUGUAUUGGAAUAAUUUGGCCGCUGGUCAAAUUGAUGAUAAUAACAAUAAUAUCUAUGAUCUUCAACAAAAUAGUCUUCAUCAUCCUGAUAAUCUUUAUUAUCCUCAACUACCACCUCCCGCUCUUAAUCAUCUCUCAACCAACAACACCGUUAAUACCGCCGCUUUCACUGACGGUAGUAACAUUGACGUUUUAUAUGAUGAUAAACUUAACGGUAUCAAGGACGUUAUUCCUCACAAACAUUCAUCUAUCUACUCAACUUUCUACAAUACCGAUAUCAACAACACAAAGGAUAGCUGUUACUUAUUUAAUCCUUUGACCUUAUCAUUCGAUGAAGUAUCUCCUGAUUUGACAUCUGGAUCUGAAACAUCUUCUCUCGGAUCAUCUCCUCCAAAAGAAGACGAUGACUACAGAAGAUCUUUAUUAUUUUCCGCAUCAAAUAACGACAAAAAUAAUAUCUCCUCCAUUACCAACAACACCACAAGCUUUGCUCCAUUUGAUGAAUAUAACAACGUCACCACCGCCGCCACCACUUUUGUUUCAACUCUUUCUAAAAAUGAAGUCACUAAUACGAAUUUUGAUUUACCUAAAUCGCCCGUCACCAAUUUUGAUUCAGCUCUCUGUCCAUUGCACAAAGAAAAUACUGAGCAUGAACUCGACGGCGAUAAUAAAAUACCUUGUGUACUCGACCCAUUCGACAUCAUCGAAGCUACUACUGACACCACUAACAAUGACGACGAUAACAGCGAAGAAUUUAGAAAAUCUUUAUUACUUUCAGCAUUAAACAACACUGUUUUUCUUCCUUCCUCUUCCAGCAACAACAGUACUAAUUCGCCUUCUCAUGGUGAUAAUUUCUCAACGUCAUCAACAAAUAAAGGGAUUAAUAAGGAAUCCUCCGAUCUAUUAGUUUCUGAAUCCACCACUCAAAAUCUAUCUUCGCAUGAAGAAGAUUUACAUUUAUUAUCCCAAAAAUAUAACAUCAAUAAUCACGAUAGUGAAUACGAAAUUUCUAAUUCUGCCACAUUACCUACCACACAAUUUAAGGAUAACAAUAUCAGUACUACAUCAAAACCAGUUUCUUCAAAUAAUGUCAUCGUUCAAUCUUCGUCUAAACCCGCUGUCAAUCAAAAAGUGAUCGAAAAUCUUAGCAAUAUAUCAACUGCUGUUGCACUUGCAAAUAUCAAAUCAACAACAACAACCACCCCAGCUUUUAAUGAUAAUAUUGAUAACACAAUGCCCACUAAUAUUAUUACCGCUAAUCCAAAAGCCAGAAGAAACAGUGACCCUGUUAAAUCAAUGUCCUCUUCUGUUGCAUCUUCAGUUACCGAUGAUAAAGAUCAAAAGAAAACCAUUCUCUAUAAAACUGAAAUUUGUCGCAAUUGGGAAGAGAAAGUUAGCAGUGAUGAUAAUAAUGGAAAUAACAUCUCUAAUACUGGCAGUAGUCGUAAAUCUGGUGGUAUGACUAAUAAGCAAAGAUUAUCAAAAUUUAUUAGUGAUCCUUCUAUCUAUGGGUCCUACAACAACGGAUCAGCAUCAAAAAAUACAAACACUGCUGGUACCGGUACUAACGAACCAAGUUCCUUGACUUUAUCAAUUCUUAAGGAUCUUGAAGUCGAAGGCGAUCUCAGUCUCGAUAAUAUAAUAAAUCACCCAGCCACCAUUAGAGAACGUAGCUUAAGUCUCUGCGGUACUGGUGGAAGCCAUGCGAAACCAUUAAACAACACCGUUUUUCUUCCUUCUCGUGGUGAUAAUUCCUUCACGUCAUCAACAAAUAAAGGAAUUAACGAGGAAUCUUCUGAUCUGAAUCCACCACUCAAAAUUUACCUUCUUACCGAUGAUAACAAAGAUCAAAAGAAAACCUUUUCUUUCUACAAAACUGAAAUGUGUCGCAGUUUGGAGGACAAAGAUAUGGAAACAGAUUCCAAUUCGCACAUUCUUUAA
Entrophospora sp. SA101 is the source of this 2409-nucleotide messenger RNA. Lineage: Eukaryota; Fungi; Glomeromycota; Glomeromycetes; Entrophosporales; Entrophosporaceae. The record is from the annotation of a GenBank genome assembly.